This is a messenger RNA of Hibiscus syriacus, 456 nucleotides long. Its product is annotated as sulfated surface glycoprotein 185-like. NCBI's taxonomy places the organism in Eukaryota, Viridiplantae, Streptophyta, Magnoliopsida, Malvales, Malvaceae. Bases 1 to 456 code for a protein of 151 amino acids. The transcript has 2 exons. The record is from RefSeq and is a predicted model, not a curated record.
AUGUCCACCAAAAUCAACCAUUUCAGUCCUCUGCUUGUGGCAGCAACCAUCUUCUUUGUGAUAUCCACUGUUGCAUACCCCAUCCGUGGCUUCGAAUCAAGGAAGCUUGACGAGAGCACCGUACCAGGUGAUCAAGGCAUCAAGUGUACCCCAUCAUGUGUACAACCAAGUCCUCCGCCGCCACCGCCACCAUGCCCUCCACCACCGUCACCGCCUGUGUUGCCCCCACCUACACCGAAGAAGCCGCCAACCCAAUACUGUCCGCCGCCACCUAGUCCACCAUCCUUCAUAUACAUAACUGGUCCACCAGGGAACCUGUACCCUAUUGACCAAACUUAUGGUGCUGCAAGCCGGAGAUUUGAAGUGGGAAUACUGGGUUUGGGAGAACAGAGGUUGGAAAGUGGCGGUGAUGGGGAACAGGUGGCGUCUCCGCCUUGCACCGUCGUUUCCAAUUGA